AUGUCGACCUCGACGCACACCAACCGCACCAAGUCCACGACAAAGUCUGCAAAGCGGCGAGCACACGCAAAAUCCAGCAAUCCGUGCUCAUGCAUCUCCACUUCCUUCGAAGUUGCAAUAGCAAAGGCAGACGAAAAGGACAGACGGCGUACGGGGCCUAAACCAUGGCUAGAGCGGAAGUUUACCGUAGCAGUCGUCAUAGCACUAUUCGCCUGGAGUAGCUAUGUAUUCUGGGGCAUCAUCCUCUUGCGCUGCUGGAAGAGACGAGCGGAUGCUCUCGUUGGCUUUCCGGCUGGAGUCGUCUUAUCCAUAUUCUAUGGCCUAUUCGCCGUUAUGUUUGUCGUCACAUACACAAAGAUAAUAUUCACUGGACCAGGUUUCGCCAUGGAUUUUGUCACCAAGAGCGACCCACCUCUGGCCUCUGACCCGCCACCCGACCCACUGGGCAGUGCCUUGUCAGAACCUGCAGCUGCGCCCGCAUCAAGACCAGUGCCUGCAAUUGUCUACCCUCCAUCACACAAUGCAGCUGGAUCGGAAUAUCGGCCCAUCUCCCAAGAAGACGACAUGGAGGACGAAGGAAACAGUCAAACUAUCGGUGUUCCAUAUGAAGCCAUGAGCGUACGUCCGAAUGGACAUACUCGCUCCGGCAGCACAACGGCCAUUCCACCGACACCUCAUACCAUCCGAGAACAGACUGAACCACAUUCUCCGACGAUGCCUACGUCUCCGAAUGGUAUAUCGCAACCCAAGCCCGCCGUUCUCCGUAAAGACUCGAAACGGACUAGCGCAAAUUCGAUCCCAACCCCGACCCAGUCCCAACCAAAACCAUCCUUCUCAUCAUCACGAGUGUCUGCUGAAACUCGACCGACGGAGUCUAUCAAGACUCAAAAGUCGAAACCGCUCAAGAUUACCCGUGGUAAUAGCUUGAGCAGCCACCAGUCCAACUCGCCUCCAGCAUCGCCCGGACUUUCCUCUUUCCCAUCCACAACGACCAAGCGUCCUCCGCCUAUCAAGACGGGCACGAGCGGCUAUCGAUUCGAAUCGUCAUCCUACAUCUUUGAACCUCCGAGACUCUCUUCGCAAACGCACUCACGAACCAAUUCCAAGUCUGGUGUCAAGACGCCAAAUGUCCCUACGACGAUGCCGACGCCUUCUGCUUCGGCUAUGCCUACGCCUGGCCUCGCUCCGUCUGCGCGUCAUCCAAAUUUUGAUGUAAGCGGCCGGACAGAGCCGUUUGGAGAAGAUGAGAUUGCACGACCUCAGCCAUAUUUAGACGACUUGCCACCUAUUAUGUCGAGAUGGAGUCGAAGGCCAUCUGAUAUGCCAAUCCUGGAUCCAUAUUACCGAUAUUGCUCGAGAGAUAUGAUUAUCAAACCGAUGAGAGCACAUCAUUGUCGGAUAUGCAACACAUGUGUUCUAGGCUAUGACCAUCACUGUCCAUGGAUUGGUGGAUGUGUAGGAGCGCAAAAUCGAAAGUUCUUCGUUGUCUUUCUCUUCUGGUGCACCCUCUAUCUUCUCUACACAAUUGGCCUUCUCAUCGCGGCCAUUGUGCAAAAAGCGACCGGAACUCAUAUCCCAUCAAAUGCACCAGCAACAUUUGAUAGUAUUGGUAUAGACGGCAACUUUCUCGCACUCAUCAUCAUCUCUGGACUGCUCUGCCUCUUCUCAUCCGGUAUGCUCUUCACGCAUGUUCAUCUCCUCCGUCGAAACGCGAGUACGGUCGAAUGGCAUGGCAUACAAAAUAUGCGAGAACGCGAACGAGCCGUGCUGAGUCAGGCGAUUCCUGUCUGUCAAUGUCUUGGAAUGGGUUCGCAUGAGAAUGGAGGGCUCUUAGGACGAAAAGAUGACUCUCCUUGGCGCAGUGGUGCGGGUGAUGCUGUCAAGGAACUGGGACUUCCAGCUGGGUUCAAAGGGAGAAAGGCACUGCGGGAGCGGUGGGACGAGGAGUGGGGCAGAAUAGGCAAGGAGGGAAAUUUGUGGUGGUUGGGAUCUGGUCGUGCCAACUGGGAGGCGGUCAUGGGACAUAAUCCAUGGACAUGGUUUCUGCCGAUUGGCGACACCUCGCGUGCUGGUCUUGAUUAUCCGCUCAACCCGCGUUUCGAUGAGCGGGGCCGAUGGAUGAGAAGACGAGAUUGGCCCCUGGAGCUUCGGUGA
This is a messenger RNA of Serendipita indica DSM 11827, 2154 nucleotides long. NCBI's taxonomy places the organism in Eukaryota, Fungi, Basidiomycota, Agaricomycetes, Sebacinales, Serendipitaceae. The record is from the annotation of a GenBank genome assembly.